GGAGACAACUCAAAGCCCCCGACUCUACGGCCGCCAAAAAGAGAAAAAAAGAGGCAUUGAAGUGCAACAUGGCGGCCGACGAGGAUGGGCGGAAAUCACCGUCUUUGGACGAUCUGUCCGAUAUUGAGAGCACGAGCGAAAGCGAUGGCGAAAGCGACGCGGGCCAGCCCGAGAAGAUUGAAUGGCUUGUCACGUCACGCUCGAGACGGUCGACUGCGGGGAACCGAAUGAAGUCGCUGCUCGCCAACGAGGAACCUGCCGCCGAGGAUUCCGAUCUUGAGCUUCUCUUUGCCGAAGACGAGAAUGACGCCGGUUUCACCGACGACAACAACGAUGACGCGUCCGAUGUGCUGAUGGAUUCGUCCUCGGACGAAGAAGAGAAGGAGGUCAAUACCGAUGAAUUGGAAGGGGAGAAGGAGUUGGAGCGACAAGCGCGAGAAAAGCGCAUGGCCCAGCGCAAGCGGAAAGCCCAGGAGGCCAUCCCGGCCAAGUUCAGGAAGAAGGUCCGCAUCGAGCAGCCUGUCCGCCAGCCGAGGCCGAAGAAGAAAUCGGAGAGAACUAGUUGGCUCCCGUCGCCCGCUGACAUGCCGACACGGGCUUCGGAGCGCCAGACAACGAGGCUUAGCAAGCAGCAGCUCCAUCAGAAGAUGGUUACCGACGAACUCAGGCGGAGGAAACAACUAGAGAAGAUGGAGAAGAAGGCCAAGAUGCUGGAGGCGUUGAAGAAGCCGCCCAUGACCCAGGCGGAACGCCUCGCCGAGGCUGCUAUAGUUGAAAAAAGGAACUCCAAGAGCCUGAACCGCUGGGAAGAAGCCGAGAAGCAGAGGGAAGAAGAGCGCCUCAGGAAGAUUGCCGCACUGCACAGUCGCAAGCUCGAUGGGCCGGUGGUAACGUUCUGGAGCGGUAUCCAAGAGCUCCAAGAGGGCCAGAGCAAACACGUGGGCAAUCUGGUGUCGAUGGAGGAGAAGGCGCCCCGGAAAAAGAGACAAUCGGCAGCCGCAGCGCUGGCAAUCAAGGGAGCAGAGACGGCUGGCGAGCCGUCAACACCGGCCACUCCAAUAGAGCAGGCAAGCGCAAAGCCUCUUGACGAACCGCCGGGACUCAAAACGGAAAACAAUCAUGCUAUCGCUUUAUUAGACCAGAAUGCAGCCCCAUCUGGAGACAAUGCUGCGGAUCAUGGCACGCCCACUGUUGCACCACGGUCACCCGCACCCCUAGAAGCACCAAUACCUGCAGCGCCAGCACUUACAUCAAUGACAAUGGCCCCUCCACCCAUCCCUCCCCCGCCUGAGAACAAGCCGGCUGGUUCAGGAGUUCUUGCUGCGCCUAUUCUUGCUCCGCCAGCCGGCGUUUCCUCUCCAAUGCUUGGAGGUCAGAUGCCCAUGCUGGGAUACCCGGCCUCAGGCGAGAAGUCCAAUAUCCUCGCUCCAGCGAGUACUUCGCACACGCCUUCUCCACUUUCGAUGCCUCCGUCCGCACCGGUUACUGCGUCCAAUAUCCCACCCCAACAUCCCGUUCAGACUUCAUCACUGUCGAAACCGAGCCCGAAGAUCACCAUUCCGCCUCCCCCGCUACCUCCAUCAACUACUACCCCUUUGCAAAUGGCCCAGGGAAAUGCGGAACUGCCCUCCGCAAACCCCCAUGACACGGCACAAGAGCCACCUACGGCUUCCGAACCUCCUCGGGAAGGGAAGGUAACCCGGAGUUGCAUCAUCCUCCAGAAUUUUGACGAAACCGCCAUCAAAGACCGGCAGGUGCAAACGCAGAUUCUGUUCGGGAGAAAGAUGAACAAGCUUGCCAAGCCUGCUCAUCGUCCCCUCUGCGUCAUCACUAACCAUCCUGCCAAGUACAGAGAUCCCAAGACAGGCCUCCCAUACUACAACAGUUACGCCUACCGCGAGAUUCGGCGGGUAUACCGCGGCGACUACAAAUGGAGUCGUCUUCUUGGAGCAUGGGUCGGCAGGGGUGACUAUGCUGCAAGUGGUGUGCCAGACUGGUUCCUAGAUCCGUCAAAGGCCAAGAAGACAGCUGAGCCGGUGCUGGCCCUGAAGGACGGGGUUGAGGAGUUGAAACAAGAGGAAGAAGAGGAGCAGAGGCCUGACGAGGAACCCCGAUUGGAACCGAUUGAAGGAGGGGAAGAGGUAGGGGCCGCUGAGCCGGUGAUACCUCAGGCAGCGAGUACAUCAUAGCUACCGCAUAGUCCUUCUUGGACUAGGUAUAAAUGGACCCUUUCAAGAUUUAUGUACCGCACCAAAGCCAGGCUUGUGGCAAUAGAAGCAUACUCUUGAGCCCGGGUGCCCUAAUAUCAAGAAACAGGUCAGAUAACAAUAUAUGGUAUCAUAACA
Messenger RNA from Canariomyces notabilis, 2345 nucleotides. Its product is annotated as YL1-domain-containing protein. NCBI's taxonomy places the organism in Eukaryota, Fungi, Ascomycota, Sordariomycetes, Sordariales, Chaetomiaceae. Gene Ontology annotation, biological process: chromatin remodeling; regulation of DNA-templated transcription. The transcript is spliced from 2 exons. The coding region runs from base 69 to 2189 and encodes 706 amino acids. Gene Ontology annotation, cellular component: nucleus. The record is from RefSeq and is a predicted model, not a curated record. Gene Ontology annotation, molecular function: ATP-dependent H2AZ histone chaperone activity.